Molecule: messenger RNA, 2999 nt
Organism: Microcebus murinus (gray mouse lemur)
Lineage: Eukaryota; Metazoa; Chordata; Mammalia; Primates; Cheirogaleidae
Gene: PP2D1
Product: protein phosphatase 2C like domain containing 1
Biological process (GO): protein dephosphorylation
Molecular function (GO): protein serine/threonine phosphatase activity
Source: RefSeq, a predicted model, not a curated record
CCCCACCACCGAGUCAGGGGAGCUUCCACCACCUCCAUCAUCACCACCACCACUGCCUCUGCCACAGCGGUCUCUACAACCUCUACCUCCACCACUUGAGGUGGAGGGAUAGUGGCUGGGGAAAGGGGUGAAGGGAGGGCAAAGAAUGGAAACAGUUCCAAAGGAAUUGGAAAUUUCUGGCCCUUUAAGAGUGUUUUUGAAAUCAAGAGAAUGGAGUAGGAACAAAUCAACAUUUGAUUCAGAGGAGGAAUCUUCAAUUUCAUCCAAAAGAAAGCAUGUUAGAAGGAAAAAGAUAAGACCAUUGAAAAGUGCUGGAAACCCUGAGAAGCAACAGGUCGUAGAGCAAGUGAUCACAUUACCCUGUUCCAUAUGCAAGAAAGAAAUUCGCCUAACUGAUAUUUUUCUCCAUAAAAAGGAACAUGUAGCUCUAGCCACACUGGGUUUCCAAUGGAUGGCUGGAAAGAAACCACGGCCCUUAAUACUUUCUGUUCAGAGACAGUAUAUUAUUUCUAAACUACUGUCAUCCCGUACAUUCAAUGAAAAAAUCCUACAGAGCAUUAAUAAUGCUUUUGAGCUGAUUUGGAAGAAAGAAAUACCAGAAUACUAUAAGAUUUUUCGUAACGUUGACAGAAGUUCCACAUAUUCUCAAAAAAUCUGUCAUCUGUUAAUUAAAGGAGUAGCCAUUUGUGAAGAUGGUAAUUCUACAUGGAAACCUGACAUGCAUGAUAAAUUCACUGUAGUGAAUAAUUUUGGCAGCAGACCCAAUGUGUGUUUUUUUGGUUUGUUUGACGGACAUCAUGGUGCCUCAGCAGCAGAGUUGACAGCAAUGGAACUCCCAGUUUUACUACUCCAUCAACUUUCCAAAUGUGAUCCUUCCUACCAAAUGACACUUGAAGAGAAACAAAUAAUCAAUUCCUUUCAUACUGUGUUUAGAGAAGAAUACUUAACAAUAGAAGACCUCUUUUCUUCCGUGAACAAAAGAACAAGAGCAACGAGGAAUGAGUGUGAGGACAUACACAAGGCCUUUGCAAAGGCGUUUUGGAGAAUGGAUAGGCUUUUACGUCUUGGAAGGAAUGAAGUGUCCAGAGUUCAAUGGAGUGGCUGCUCUGCAGUUACUUGUGUAUUAGAAGGCAGCAUUAAAUGUCCUUACGCUCUUAAGCAUUGCAGGAAAAAGAAUAACUCUGAUGGACAGGCAGAGAGAGCUCCUUCUCAGAAGAUGCCAGAAAUAAUUUCUGGAAUAUUACACGUUGCGAACACUGGUAAUGUGCAAGCAGUUUUAUGCAGAAAUGGGAGAGCUUUUUGCCUAACCAAAGAACACACUACACGAAACAUAAAUGAAAGAAGAAGAGUACUUCAGAAUGGAGCAGUGAUCAGUUCACAUGAACCAUAUGGGCUCUUAGAAGGGCAAAUAAAAAUCACACGAGGACUUGGAUUUCAUGGACGUCUCAACCUGAAAAAAUUCAUAAUCCCAGCACCUCAAACUAUUUCUGUCCCUAUAGAUGACUUAUGUCAAUUCCUUAUUUUAGCCACUAAUGGUCUUUGGGAAGUUCUGGAUACAAAGGAAGUCAUUGCACUGGCAAUGACAAUGUUUCAAGUGUAUAAACAAAUAUAUUUUUCUAACAUACAAAAGAAAAUUUCACCAUCAAACAGUGAAGGAAACAUUACUAAAUCAGAACCUAAAAUUCACAUAUUGUUUCAGUAUAAAACUGGAUCUAAAGAACGUGUGUCAACUGCAAAUUCAAAGGAAAAUUUGUUCAAUUCAAAAUAUUAUAACAAUUUCAUUCCUCACUCUGAAAAUAUAGAAACAGUUCCACCAGAAACAACUCAUCAUAAACAUUGCAGUGAGGAAGAAACUUACAGACCACCCAACAUAAAUGGGGUGCCAGCAAGUAAGAAAGAAUCAGGCACUAAGAGUUUCUAUGAAGGUGCAGCUGAGUAUGUUAGCCAUAAACUUGUAAAUGCUGCUUUAGAGGCUGGCUCCAGAGACAACAUUACAGUUAUGGUAAUACUUCUCAAUGGAAGUGAAUAUCAGUUUCUGAUGUAAAAAACAAAGUUCUAAUUAUCCAGGGCACCAAAAUAUAAUACCAUAAAGACAAUUCUUCAAUAAGCCAGAUAUUAGGAUAAUUCAUCAAUACCAUGCAAAUGCUUUUUUAAACAUAGUAAAGAAAAUAUAAAAGCAGUUAUUAGGUUAUACGCCAUUUAUGUAUGUUUACUAUUUUAUGCCAAAAAAGAGGGGAAAAAAAAACCCAAUACUUUGCUUUUUAUAUACCACUUUAUUCCAACCUGAGCACCUCAAUAUAAAACUAAACACUGGUGAACCGUUUUCCUUACUAAUUCUGCAUUAUCAUAAAUGUACAAGUUCUCCUAGCAGUCCAACACUUAAAUAGAUUAAAUCAUCUCUGACACAUGGUUGAUUUCAUAUAAUGAAAAUAACCUAAAAUAAUUAGUGCAAUAUACUGAACCAAUCAAAAAAAAAAUGAACUUUGGAAAACAAGGCUGCAAGAUUGUUACUAACAUAUUGCAAUACUUAUGUUACAAAUUACGGGUACAUUUGUUUAUUAUGGUUCUAACCAUGUAAGAACUGAAUCCCCUUCCAUUCAAAGGGGGAAAGAAAGAAUUAGCUGUUUUAGUAACUGUACAUUUUGUAUACUUUUAAGCAACUCUUAAAUAUUACAGAAAAGUAAUACAUAUAUGGAGACUACAAUGGAGUACCCUAUUUACAGAUCAAAUUUAAAAUAAUCAAGUUUGAGUAUACAUAAUUGUUAGUGCAUUGACUAUAUUAUGUCAAAAGGGAACAAAAGCCCCCUCCCUGCCCCCAAACAAUAAAACCUAUGUAAUGGCCAGCAGUGAUUAAAUAGAAAUCACAGACACCUGGUUUGUUUCAUUUUUGUUGAAGAGCUCACAUGUUUGAAGGGAACACUAUCCAUUAAGAUGCAUUUAUCAGUUUUCAUAUUCCUAAAACAAGAUGGGGUUACAUUUGACUUUUUUUACCCCAUUUA